CCCCAACCUACAAAUGAGGAAACCGAAGCCCAGAACCCUGGAAGGCAAUCCCCAGUGGCCACUGAGAGUAGUCACCAAAAACAAGUACUACUCUUCGACCUGCACCUCCUCUCUUUCCUUCUCCAUUACUAGAGCCAGUGUCCAUAGCAGACUUCCAGACUUUCAACACCUGAAGCAGCCUUCUCUUCACUCAUGGCCAGCCAACAGUUUUCCAGCCAACUGCAGGAGGAAGUAAUCUGCCCCAUCUGCACAGACUUUCUGCAGGACCCUGUCACCAUCGACUGUGGACACAAUUUCUGCAACAGAUGCAUCACACGGAUUGGGGAAGCAUCAGGCAGUUUUUUCAAAUGUCCCCUCUGCAACAGUUCUGUGAACAAAACAUUCAGGCCCAACUGGCUGUUGGUAAAUCUGGUGAAAAAAAUCCAAGCUAUGAGUGCUUCUGAGGAGCAACCAGAAAGGGAUGAGCUGAAAUGUCAGAGGCAUGGAGAGAAGCUCUAUUACUUCUGUGAGCACAGUGGGAAUUUCCUCUGUGUGAUGUGUUGUGAAUCCGAGGACCACAGAACGCAUAAUGACAGUUUGAUAGAAGAAGCUGCCCAGAAAUAUCAGGUGAAGAUUCAAUCUCAGGUUGAGAUCUUGCAGCAAACAGAGAAGGAGAUAGUACAAAAGAAGGAGCAAGGCGAAUGGAAGAUCAAUGAUUUUAUGAAUCAUGUAAAUUUUGAGAGGAUAAAGAUCCUUGGGGAAUUCAGGCACCUGCAGCAGGUCCUUGAGGAGGAGAAGAAUUUCCUCCUGUCCCGGCUCCAUUGGCUGGAGCAGGAGGGGACAGAGCACAGGAAACUCUUCAUGGCUUCAAUGGAGUUGCAGCUGACCACCCUCAAGAAGCUCAUUGAUUCCUUGAAGGUCAAGCAGCAAAUGCUUCCUAGUCAGCUGCUGGAGGACAUCAGAGUUAUCCUGCACAGGAGUGAAGAAUUUCAAUUUCUCAAUCCAACCCUGAUUCCUCCACACCUGGAGAAAAAACUCAGUGAAGCAAAAUCAAGACAUGACUCCAUCAUAGAGAACAUGAAGAAAUUCGAAGAUAACCUCCAGGCUAAUGGGAAGAAAGAUAAAAACAGAUUCCUCAAAGGCAUGAAUGAAAAAGACAAGCAGAACUGGGACGAAACAAUUAAGCCGGGGCCAUGGAAUCCCUACCCCGCAACUCCAACCCACGCCUUAUUUGGGGCUCCCUUUGCUGGGGAAGCCGCCCCUUCAGCAUCACUUCUGGCCGGAAGCAGGGAGACUUAUGUUGAAGUUCCUGGAAACGGAGCGGGGAGCUUUGGCGCUGAGAUUACUGAACGGUUCAAAGUGGUGCUGACCCCUGUGACACUGGAUGCGGCCUCAGCGCACCCAGACCUCAUCCUUUCCCAGGAUCUAAAGACAGUAACUCUGGCCCUCCACUUCCCGCGCAGGUCGGAGGAGCCCGCCAACCCCGAGUGCUUCUACCCUUUUCGUUGUGUACUGGGCUGUCCAGGCAUUUCUUCUGGCUGCCAGGCCUGGGAGGCGGAGCUUCAAGGGAGGGAAAGCGGGGGCUGUCUGGUGGGCGUGGCCUCGGAGCUAGUGUCAAGACGCGGUUGUCUGCUUGUGGAGCCCUUGGCAGGCCUCUGGACGCUGCGCAUCACAAGCAUUGGGUGCGAGGCGCUCACCGAUGGUGGUACCCGGGAGAACCUCCCCAUCCGUCCGAAGAAAGUGGGCAUCUUCGUGGACCACGCACGCGGGAAGAUCGUCUUCUUUGACAGCACCACAAGCAAGCACAUCUAUACCUUUCACGCCUCCUUCGCUGGGCAGAUCUUCCCCUUUUUCCAGCUCCUGUACCCUGGCACCCGAAUCUCCCUGAAUCCCUAGAGUUGUUCCCUUUCCUUUCUCUCCGUCUCUUCCCUUCUAACUCCCCAUUUUGGGAUGCGCUGCAGUUAGUCCCAUUGAAGCUAGGCUUCCUGGAGCCCUUUCCAAACUUUCUGAUAUUCUGACCCCAUUUAAAAUUUUCCAUUUUUCUCUCAGGUUCCCCUUCCCCUUUCUAUGUCUGAAUCAAGAAGAAAGACUCAAAUACACCAAAAGACUAUACAUAAGGCUAUCCGUUGCAGCACUUUUUGUAAUAGAACAAGAUUGGAAGCAACUCAAAUGCCCCUCAACAAGUGAUGGUUAAAAAAAGCUGAGGUGAGAAAGCAUUUGAACCCUAGUUGAGACUAAAGAUGCAGAAGCUGACCUGAGCUGCUCCCUUCUUUUCCUCCACCUCAUUUUUCCUGCUGCACACACCUGCACAAGUAACUCUGAAUGCAGCCUUUGCUGGUCCAGACCUCAUCCUUUCCUGAGGUCUGAAAACCACCAUGUUGGGCUUUGUCUCUUCAGGAGACUCAGCCAGAUCCUCUUUAAUACCAAUUUGCAAAUGAGGACUAUUUAUGUUGUAAUAUGGGAUGACCUCCAAGAUAUAUUGUUAAGUGAAAAAAUUAAGUGAGUAACCAUACACAUAGUAUAUUAAAUGUCACAUAAGGAGGGGUAUUAAUAUACAUUUUUCCUUAUAUUUAUUUUCUUUUUAAAUAGAAGGAUAAACCAAAACCUAAUUCAAAUUACCUAUGGGGGAGGGUAAAAUUAGGUUUAAAUUAGUCUUUUCUAAAUAUUUCAAACCCAGGGCCUCAUACUUGCCAGCCUUUGCUGAACUUUGCUGAGCCACAUCCCCAGCACAAGUGUGUGUCAUUUUGUAUAUUUGACAUAAUGUAAAUAUUUCACAUCAUUAUAAAAAAUUAAAUGAGAUUAAAUAAAUCUAAUUGUCUACAUA
Messenger RNA from Marmota flaviventris (yellow-bellied marmot), 2803 nucleotides. It is a transcript of the gene Trim31, whose product is annotated as tripartite motif containing 31. Gene Ontology annotation, molecular function: zinc ion binding; protein binding. NCBI's taxonomy places the organism in Eukaryota, Metazoa, Chordata, Mammalia, Rodentia, Sciuridae. The record is from RefSeq and is a predicted model, not a curated record.